Penicillium longicatenatum is the source of this 2073-nucleotide messenger RNA. Its product is annotated as putative G-patch domain protein. Lineage: Eukaryota; Fungi; Ascomycota; Eurotiomycetes; Eurotiales; Aspergillaceae. Gene Ontology annotation, cellular component: nucleus. The record is from RefSeq and is a predicted model, not a curated record. Gene Ontology annotation, biological process: mRNA splicing, via spliceosome. The coding region runs from base 1 to 2073 and encodes 690 amino acids. Gene Ontology annotation, molecular function: RNA binding. The transcript has 7 exons.
AUGGCGCAUCCUUAUUCAGACGAUAGCAGAGGCUAUAACGGUCCUCCAAACCGUUCCUAUGCAGCUCACGAUGACCGCGAUGAACGAGACGGUCGCAUGUAUGACGACUACUCGCGCUCACGAUCGCCUGGCGAAGAUCACUCUCGCAACCGUCGAUCCGAAUACUCCAAUGACCAAAGAAACCGAGAGAAAGACUGGCGCCGAUCUUCACGGUCACCUCCUCCUCGACGAGGGAGACAAUCGUAUCGAGAUCGAGACCGAGAAGGUUACCAGUCGCCCGAGUACCGUAGUGGCAGCCGACAUGGCCAGUCCAACUUUGGCCAGGAGAGCCGUGAGAUUAUGCUGGAGGGCUUCCCUGUCGACAUGACAGAAGAUGACAUUGAGAAUGAGCUUCGCGAUGCAUACCAUAUCCCUCAACUUGACGAUAUUCGAGUCAUUCGUGACCGACAAACAAAGGCGUCCAGGCAGCUCGGCUUUCUUCGAUUCCACAGCCUCGACGACUCCAGGGAUUUCUUAAAGCGAAACCACCCAUUUAUUUACCUUUACGGUCCCACUGCUGAAAAGAGCACCAAAGUUCGCAUUGCAUACAGUCGUGAGAGAGAAGAUCGAGCUCGGGCAAAAGCUGAAGGUGACUGGACAUGUAGAAUGUGUGCUGUUGUGAAUUUUUCCACACGCGCGAAAUGUUUCCGGUGUAACGCGCCUCGACCAGAAUUACCACCUGCUGGUGCCCCUGGGGUCCCCGCAGCAAGACCUGUCAAUAAUGGCGAUAAUGACGCAGCACCUGAAAAUCAGCCGUCGCAAUUUUUGCUGUUUCGGGGACUGGAGCCAUCAGUCACUGAGGAGAUCCUUGCUAAAGGUGUUGCGAAAUUGUACCGACCAGCUUCUGGAAAUGACGGUGGUUCAGGGAAUCAAAAGAAAGGAGCCAAGGUGGCAUCAACAACGGGUGACGCUAAUUUAGGUGCUCGUGAGGGCUCUAUCCGACGUGUCUUGCUUGUUCGUGACCGUAAAACAAAUGACAGUUGGCGAUAUGGAUUCGCCGAAUUCGCCAAUGUGAUGGACGCACAAGCUGCCAUCACUCGGUUGCAUUCUUUCAACAAAUUCACUAUCUCCUCUCGACCCGUAAUGGUCACCUAUAUUCACGCAGGUGUCUUUGUACCGGUUCUGGCCCCAUCAGCCGCCACAAAAAGCUUCACCUUCAGUCCACUGAAUAAUCCGGCAUUGAAGCUCAUGUACUGGGAUGACAACGCGUACGUGACUGAACUCCAAGUCUCAAGCGAAGAGACGGAGCCGACCCGACCCAAAAGUGAAAAGCCUGCAACAACCACUAAGGAGACCGAAAAAUCCAAGAAGCGGAAGGCCGAAGCUGCGGAUGUUGAAAAAGCGAAGAAGCUCGCAAUGCCCAGUCAACUCCAAUUUUGGAGCAACCGCCAUGCCGAGCUCCAUGGCAUUGCCAAGGACGACGGGGCCCUUCCCGAAAAUAGUCAGGAGCACGGAGGUAUCCCUGACUCCGAAGCUCCGCCUAGUCAAUCAUACGCAGACCUCAACCGAAACUGCUGUUAUCUCUGCAUGACUGAGUUCAAGUCGGCAGCCGACGUCAACCGACACGAACGGCUUAGUCAACUUCACCGGAAAAAUCUCCAGGACGAAGAUCGCAAAACGCGCGCCAUGGCAAAAUUAGUCAAACACGGGAUCCUGCAGCAAGCCUCUGCAGAGUAUCGAGAUCGUGCAAGGGAGCGUCGCAAGACUUAUGGUCCAGGCAAGGCUGGCGCUCAACCGAAACCAGCUGCUCCAAAGGUAGAAGAAGAACCUCCGGUGCAAUCCACUUCAAAAGGUGCCUCUCUUCUCAGCAAAAUGGGUUGGUCGGAAGGCUCUGGUCUGGGUGCUCAAGGAACUGGUGUUACUGCCCCUAUCGCCACCGAGGUCUACGCACAAGGUGUUGGCCUAGGAGCGCAAGGCGGCAAACUAGGUGACGCGACAGAGGAAGCAGGUCGGAAUACUCGAGGUCGUUACGAUGAGUUCCUAGCCAAGACCAAGGAAACUGCUCGUCAACGAUAUGAUCAGAUGAAUAAGUGA